This is a messenger RNA of Kogia breviceps (pygmy sperm whale), 2518 nucleotides long. RefSeq names its product biogenesis of lysosomal organelles complex 1 subunit 3 (gene BLOC1S3). Lineage: Eukaryota; Metazoa; Chordata; Mammalia; Artiodactyla; Physeteridae. The record is from RefSeq and is a predicted model, not a curated record. Gene Ontology annotation, cellular component: BLOC-1 complex.
CUCGGUGAAGACUCUGCACUUCGUCUAGGUAGCGGAUCCCGCAGGCUGGGCUCUCCGGUGACUCGCUCGCGCCAUGGCGUCCCAGGGUCGUCGGCGGAGGCCUGAGACGGUGGUGCCGGGGGAGGCGGCCGAGACAGACUCGGAGCUCUCUGCGUCCUCGUCGGAGGAGGAGGAGCUGUACCUGGUCCCCUCGGGCCCGACGCGCGGCCGCCCCACGGGACUGCGGGUGGCCGGGGAGGCCGCGGAGUCCGACUCGGACUCGGAGCCGGAGCCGAAGGCCGCGCCGAGGGAUCUGCCUCCGCUCGUGGUGCAGCGGGAGACUGCCGGGGAGGCAUGGGGGGAGGAGGAGGCCCCGGCGCCCGCCCCCGCGCGUUCGCUGUUGCAGCUCCGGCUGGCUGAGAGCCAGGCGCGGCUGGACCACGACGUAGCGGCCGCGGUGAGCGGCGUAUACCGCCGCGCGGGCCGUGAUGUGGCCGCCCUGGCCGGUAGGCUAGCGGCUGCCCAGGCGGCGGGAUUGGCGGCGGCCCACAGCGUGCGCCUGGCGCGGGGGGACCUCUGCGCGCUGGCCGAGCGCCUGGAUAUCGUGGCCGGCUGCCGCCUGUUGCCCGACAUCCGCGGCGUGCCGCCCACCGAGCCCGAACAAGACCCGGGACCGCGAGCCUAGCCGUGACCCAGUCUCCCGCCUGACUGAGCCCUGGGGGUAGGCCUUGCGGCCUCUGGGACCGGCUCUGUGCCCUGUUUAGCCACCCACCCAUCUUGCUGUCACCCUCAGGGAUAACCCCGCCCUUUGGAUAAUGCUCUGUGUGUGUGUGUUGGUGGGGUGGGGGGGAGGACGGGAGGUUAAUGCUGUGUAGCCCUGCCAGGCCCUAGCAUCUGGUUCCUCCCCCUGGUCCUGGUUCUUGCUCCCUGGUUCAGAGCUUGUGUGUGUCUGAAGCUUGGCUCAAACUCCUGGGUAACUAGCCACUCCUUAAUCUGUCUCCAUCUUAGCGGUUCACAGAGCCUCACCUUUCCUUUCAGUCUGUCUUCCUCAGUUUGGUUUCUGUUCCCACGGGCUGGUCCUGCUUCUGGCGCAGAUUCCCUGAUGUCUCUAGUCCUAGUCCCACCUCUGGAAUUUGCCCUCUAAUCUGGACCCUUUUCCUGCUCCCCAGGCUUGGCUCUGAUUCCAUCUCCUCCUAGUCCUUGCUCUUCCAACCUCCCGGCUCCUUCUCCUUGGGCUUAGCUCCACCCCCUUGGCCUUAUCUUGUUUCCUGGGUCCAGCUGUACCCUUAGGUUUGGUUCUGCUUCUUUUUGCAUCUCCCAUCCUGUUUAAACUACCUACUUAAUUAUGGGCUCCAGGGACCCCGUAUGGUUUUCUUCAUCAGGCCCAAGAUGAGACCCUCUCCUGACCCGAGGACGUCCCCCUCCCAGCUCUCCAGGCCCAAGUUGGUGUGUCCUUCCCACCCUCCAGGCCAAGAUCGCGCCUUCUGCCCAAGUUCCAGGUACCGGAUGGGCCUCCUCCUGACUCUGAGUGCGCCCCCAGCAGGCACUUAGGGGCCAGUACAGACUUGCCCUGGAACUUUGGGCACAAUAUGACACCACUUUGCCAGUAAGGACCACAUGUAUUUUGUUUGGUCACCGUGGUGUUCUCUGGAUGCUAAAAGGGCUUGGCUGUCUGGCUUGUUUCAGGGCCUGGGUUAGCUCCUUCUUUCUGCUCCUCACCUGGUGCCUCUUCUCCCAGCCCCAGUCCCUCAGUCCCAUUCACAUUUAUUCCCCUCCCCCACUCUUACCCCAACCUGAGCCGAGUUCUGGGCCCCCAGGAUGGAGAAGUGGGGAAGAAGGCUCUAUGGCAGACUCAUUAAAACUCAAGACAUUUAUUGAUAUGGUCAGUUCCUCUUAUCUCCCCGUCUAAGCUGGGGGCAGGUAGGUUGGUGAUUUUGCUGAGAAUGUGGGUCCCAAGAAAGGGAUCCUUCAUGCCUGGCCUAUUGAAGGUGAGCCUGUGGCCGGGAAAUCGGGGCUCCUGGUUUUUUGCCCUGGUUCUGCAUUUAUUUGUAUUUUGUUAAUUCACCACACAUUCACUGAGCUCCUGUUCUUUGCCUGUCCUGAGCUGGGCACAGGUGGUGCCCCACAGGCUGGGCCCUCGCAGAGCCCACAGUGCAGUGGGGGAGACAGCCAUUAAAAUAUUCUUGCAAAUAAGUGGAUAGUUUUAAUAAUUGUUAUUUAUAUUUCAACUAUAGUUUUUCUGGCAUUGUGAUUAGUGCCGUAAAGAAAUAUAGGAGCUUUGUGAGGGUGUAACUGAGGUCUGUCUGACCUUGUUUGGGGGGAGGUCACAUGGCUUCCCUGAGGAAGUGAUGACUGAGUUUGAGCCAAUCCCUGAAGGUGUAAAAAAGGUAAAACAGGUUGGGUGGAAAAGAGUUGCGGUCAGUGGGAAUAGCAUAUGCAAAGGCCCUGAGUCAGAAGGGGGCAGAGCCUGUUUAGUAACAGAAGAGGGUGAGACCUUCUAUUCUCCACCUAGAGUGGAGAGAGCAGGGGAGACGGGGGU